Molecule: messenger RNA, 1726 nt
Organism: Arachis stenosperma
Lineage: Eukaryota; Viridiplantae; Streptophyta; Magnoliopsida; Fabales; Fabaceae
Exons: 1
Coding region: 174-1574 (466 amino acids)
Source: RefSeq, a predicted model, not a curated record
UUCAUUACUGGUUGCAAAAAAAUAAGAUUCUGAGGUAAGUCUUGUCUUCUUAUUAGUUCUUGUUUCUUUGUUCUGGGUCGGUUCUGUUGUUUUGGAUAAUAAUAAUAAUAAACAAGAAUGAAGUAUUGAAUUAAGAUUCGAAAUCUGCUUAAGAUUUGAAAAAUCUUUGAAGAAUGGAGGAAAGGAAGUUUGUAUGCAAGUAUUGCAGUAAGAAGUUUCCUUGUGGCAAGUCUCUUGGGGGUCACAUAAGGACUCACAUGAUGAAUGAACACUCUCUAUCAGCAACAAUGCCCUAUGCUAAUAUCAAUUCAUCUUCUUCUUCUUUAAUACUCGAGUUUGAAUAUCCUAACAGGAAGAGGAAGCACGAUUUCUUGGCAACUAAUGGUUCUAAUUCCAGCUAUGGCGGUAGUGGAUAUGGUUAUGGACUCAGAGAGAAUCCGAAGAAAACAAAGAGUUUUGUGGAUGCCAAUCACAAGAAGUUAUGCAAAGAAUGUGGAAAAGGUUUUCCAUCGCUUAAGGCUCUCUGUGGUCACAUGGCUUGUCACUCAGAGAAAGAAAGAGGAACCAAUUCCAAUUCCAAUAAUAGGUUUCAGUUUGAAUCCAAUUCUGGGAUUAGUGAGAAGCAGAAAUUGGUUAUGGAUAGUCAUUCUGAUACUGAAACCUCUGUUCCAAUUAGGAGAUCCAAGAGGAUGAGAUUCAGGAACCUCUCCAAAAACAACCGCAAACCUUUUUGUUCUUCUUCUUCUUCUUCUUCUGUGUCUGAGGUUGAGCAGGAGCAAGAAGAGGUUGCUAGGUGUUUGAUGAUGCUGUCCAAGGAUAACUCCUACAAGGGUCAAUUCGUGCUUUUCGCUGAGUCGUUGGAUAACAAGUCGAUUGUUCUUGAGGGGAAAUCGCCUUCUGUUGACACCUACAAUAAGGUUAUGGUUGUGGAUCAUGAGAAGAAUCAACACAAGGGUGCUGAGAUUGGUUAUAAUUCGGACAAUUCGGAUUCAGGCUAUUUCAGAUAUGGUCCCAAGAAGAAUGUAGAUUCUGAUGAUGAUGAUGGUGAAGUUAACAACAAUGUUGAUUCGAGGAGUGGUGUAAGAAGCAGAAACAAUUCCAUGUUCAAGAAAAUGGCAGCUGCCAACGAUUCUUCGAGCAAGAAGAAGAACAAACCAAAUGGCAUUACCGGUUUCAGUGACAAGCAUUGGAAGGUUGAGUCUUUCACAACUGAAGAUUUCUCUGCAUUCGAAAGCGAUGAGUUUAAUAACAACAGCACAGACACUGAUUCAUACCCUGCAGCAGCUGUUAAUGCAUCAAAAUCUCGCAGCAACAAGAAGAUCAACGAGAACAACAAGGGUAAGACUAAGAAAAAGAGUAAGAAGAAGUUGAAGUCAAAGAAGAACAAGGAACAUGAGUGUCCAAUUUGCAACAAAAUGUUUAGGUCAGGACAAGCAUUGGGGGGUCACAAAAGAUCACAUUUUGUUGGAGGAUCUGAAGAGAACACACUGGUCAUUAGGCCAGCUCCUGCUACAGUUGCACCAUGCCUAAUUGAUCUCAAUUUACCUGCUCCUGUUGAUGAUGCACCUUUUUGAAUCACAAACUUUUUUAGAUUGCAUUAUUUUGGUUAGGAAAUAAUUGAUUUGAGAAUUAUAUUAUUCUCUUUAUCAUUGAUUCAAUUGGUGUUGAGAAUGUUUCUCUUUUCAUGUUAGCGGCGGAAAUGUUGAAAACAUUGCUCUACUAAUUC